AUGCCGGAACAGAAAGGAGGCCCAGAGAGGACACUGACGCCCGGUAACAUCGCCUCAACGGCUUCGCGGGUCCUGCCCCGAGCAGAAGGGCUUAGGUUGAAGAGCGCGCAGGAGACGGUGGCCCUCGUUGGCCAUGCGUGCAUGGUGGAAGACAGAUUUAAGCUGAUCGGGCUGGGAGAAGAACAUCGGACCGACAGUAGCGACGUUCUGCCUAGAGACUGGAACCUGAGCGGCUCACCACCCUACGCCUUCAGAUACUCGCACCCGUAUCAUCCGCCCUCUGAAUACCUGCUCCAGGUCAACCGGCUGGGCAGCAAGACAGUCAUAUAUGCCCUCGCCCUGUUCAACAGCCGGACGACUUCGUUUGACAUCUCCACAGAUGACUUUAUAUCAGACUCGAAACUUCCGCUAGACUCGACAGCCGCAUCGCAGGAGACUAUCUCGGGCCUCUUCGUAUCGCAGGCUCGUUUCGAGGAGCUCGUCCGACUGUUUGACGAAAAGAUCGUACAGAAAUUGAUGCCAGACCCAUCGGUAGCUCAGACGAGUGAGGGCGAGGGUAAGGAGCCCCAGGCCAGCCUACGGGAGCAAGCCGCCCAGCAGUACCCUUCUCGGGGUCCUCUGCGUGAUGACCGUAGCCCUGGACCUACUCGCCCCUAUCCGUACGAUGACCCGUUGGCCAUUCCGUCUCGUGAACCCAUACCCGCUCCUGCCGGUGACUUCCCACCGCCGCGGUUCGAGGAUGAAUAUGAGAUCAAUAGCGGGCCCCGGGGAACCUUCCCGCUCCAUGGCGGCUACGGCCGAGGUGAGAGGCAGCCUGUAAAUAUCGGCGAGAGAGAUCUUUAUCCCCAGGGUCUUGCUCCCCACGAUCCGCUACAGAGACAUCUAGGCCCGUCCCGGGGUGGUCGAGGAGGCUUUGGCGGCGGCGGAGGAAUGCACCCAACCUUCGACGACCCGAUGUUCAGUGGAGGCGGGCGAGGCGAGGAUGGUUACGAUCUGCAGGUACCGCCUGGAGCAAGGUAUGACCCCGUCGGACCAGGAGACAGUCGACCGUAUGGACGGGGCGCAGGUGCAGGCUCAGGCUCCUCCGGUUUCCCGGGAAGGCCAGGACCUGGCGGCUUCGGCGGCUUCGGCGGCGGUGGUAUAAUCUAG
Nannizzia gypsea CBS 118893 is the source of this 1149-nucleotide messenger RNA. RefSeq lists its product as hypothetical. Gene Ontology annotation, biological process: proteasome-mediated ubiquitin-dependent protein catabolic process. Lineage: Eukaryota; Fungi; Ascomycota; Eurotiomycetes; Onygenales; Arthrodermataceae. The coding region runs from base 1 to 1149 and encodes 382 amino acids. Gene Ontology annotation, molecular function: endopeptidase inhibitor activity; proteasome binding. The transcript is spliced from 2 exons. The record is from RefSeq and is a predicted model, not a curated record.